This is a messenger RNA of Acipenser ruthenus (sterlet), 2256 nucleotides long. Its product is annotated as PHD finger protein 1-like. The coding region runs from base 523 to 2127 and encodes 534 amino acids. The transcript is spliced from 15 exons. The record is from RefSeq and is a predicted model, not a curated record. Gene Ontology annotation, biological process: regulation of DNA-templated transcription; chromatin organization. Gene Ontology annotation, cellular component: nucleus. NCBI's taxonomy places the organism in Eukaryota, Metazoa, Chordata, Actinopteri, Acipenseriformes, Acipenseridae. Gene Ontology annotation, molecular function: chromatin binding; DNA binding.
UCUCUCUCUCUCUCUCUCGGGUCUGUAUUUUGCUCUGCGUCAUAAGCAAAAGUCGAUGCAGAAAUGGCGUCUCUAAGCGUUUGAUUGUACUGUAUAUAAACACACACACACACACACACACACACACACACACACACACACACACACACACACAAUUAACACUGCGGACUAGCAGCCGGCCAGCCGGACCGUGACGGCGAGGAGACGCGCUUGCGAGAGGACAGACCGACACACACGCUGCGGGUCCACCGAGCCAACUUCGGGGUUUGUUUGCUUAGCCUCAGAUGCCCGAGUUUUACCGAACCGAAUCGAACCGGAGAUAGGCCAAACUGCACAGAGAGAGAGAGAGAGAGAGAGAGAGAGAGAGAGAGAGAGAGAGAGAGAGAGAGAGAGAGAGAGAGAGAAGAACAGAAGAAGAAGGGGCGGGCCAGGUAAUUAAAUCGAGUCGGAACGAAAAGGAGAGAGACAGAGAGAGUCUAGGUCUAGGAGCUUGGAAAAGAGAUAAAAAAAGAUGUCACUGCGAUGAUGUCACGCAGGGGCCGAAGUGAUGUGAUGGACAGCCAGGGCUCCUCUGGAGGUCAGAGUUGGAAGGUCGCGCAAGGUCACGGGGUGACAGAGGGGGAUGACGUUCUGGCGCGCUGGAGUGAUGGCCUGCUGUACCUGGGGACUGUGAAGAGGGUUGACAGAGUGAAGCAGUCCUGUCUCGUCCGUUUUGAAGACAACUCAGAGUUCUGGGUGCUGUGGAAAGACAUUCACUCCUCGGUGGCCCCCGGGAUGGAGGGAGUGUGCUGCGUGUGUCAAGGAGAGGAGUGCGCAGGCAAGAGCAGGAUCGUCAACUGUCACAAGUGCAGACACGGGUAUCACCCUCAGUGUCACUCUCCUCGUAUUGACUCUGAUCUCGAUGGCUCUCCCUGGAUCUGCAGACAUUGUGUCUUCGCAGUGGCCACCAAGAGGGGGGGCGCUAUGAAGAAGGGUCGCUUUGCUCGCCUCAUGCAAGCUAUGAAGCUGCUUCUGCCCUAUCAGCUGGCAGCUCUGGACUGGGACCCCCAGCACCUGACCAAUCAGCAGCAGUGUUACUGUUACUGUGCCGGCCCUGGGGAGUGGAAUCUCAAGAUGCUGCAGUGCUGUUGUUGUGGUCAGUGGUUUCAUGAGGCCUGCACUCAGUGUCUGACCAAACCACUUCUGUAUGGAGACAGGUUCUACCAGUUUGAGUGCUCAGUCUGCACGCGAGGACCAGAAACCAUUAAGAGACUGGCCAUGAGCUGGGUAGAGAUCGCUCAUCUGGUUCUGUACCACCUCAGUCUUUGCUGCAAGAAGAAAUAUUUUGAUUUCGACCGAGAGAUCCUCUCCUUCGUCAACGAAAACUGGGAUUCACUGAUGCUGGGAUCUCUGGCAGACACCCCCAAAUCAGAGCGCUGUGAGCACCUCCUGUCUGCCCUCAACAACCAGAGAGACAGGUUUGUUUCUGGUAAAGAGAUCAAAAAGAAAAAGUGUCUGUUUGGGCUGCAGCUCCGAGCCCCGCCCCCACUGACCUCCGACCUCACACCUGUGACCCCCGACCCCCCCUGUGUGAUGUCACGAGGGGGAGGGGCUUCCCAUCCCAGAAGGAGUCCCCUGGUGGAGCACCCACUGGGGCAGGGCAGGGACCGGCGCUCUGAACCCGAGUCUAGAACCCUUGAACUUCGGAACCGAAAAGCCAGGAGAGCAUUGACCCGGGCCGUGAACCAGGACGCCGUGCCCAAUCCUGUGAGCCUGAGUCAGUGUUACCAGGGUUACGGGGGUGGGGGCAGUUUAUACAACUUGUGGAAGCCGGAGGAGCGUUGGGGUCAAGGCUCUCCCCCUAAGAAGAUGUUUGCCUCGUUCCACCCCUCAGCCAGCACAGUCUCCCAGUUCAGCUGCCCUUCUCCCAGUUCAAAGUACCAGUACAGUGCUGAAGACAGCCUGUACCGCCACAAACAGGAAGCCUCCAGCGGCCAUGACCUCACUUCCUGCCCCUGCAGCUGCCCCCCCAGCCCUGCCUCUGGCGAGGGGGGGGCGAGGGAGGCGGUGCGUGUCCUGGCGCGCCGGGUCACUGUGGACGGGACGGUGCAGUACCUGGUCGAGUGGGGCAACAUCAACGUCUUCUGAGGGUCCCACCCUGCAUCAAACACCUGAGGGGUUCAAUAACACAUCGCUCUGAGAAACCCCUCCUUCUGAGGGUCCCACACUGCAUCAAACACCUGAGGGGUUCAAUAACACAUCACUCUGAGAAACCCC